CAGCAUCUGGGGAAGGGAGGAGGCCGAGCCGGGGGCUGCCUUUUGAGGCGACGUCAGGAAGGGCACAGCUGCCUUGUGGAAUUCGCGGUGCAGGACGGAGGCAGCGCCUGGACAGCUUCUCCUUCUCCCGCUUUCCCUCUCUUGCUAUGUGCUGGCUGUGCUGCACCCUCCCUUUGGUGAUGCUCCUGAGUCUAAGUGUGAGCCCCGGAGCCCCCAGCACAGUGAAUCUAUGCUGCUCUUUCCCAUGCCAGCACAAAGGCAUAUGUGUCCAAGUGGGCAUGGAAGACUACGAAUGCGACUGCACCAGGACUGGCUAUUUUGGCAAGAACUGCACUUUGCCGGAGUUCUGGACGAGGUUGCGCAGUGCCCUGAAACCAAGCCCCAGUUUCUAUCACUUCAUCCUGACCCACUUCCGGUGGUUCUGGGACAUCAUCAACAACACAUUCAUCCGGGACACACUGAUGCGGUUGGUGCUGACAAUCCGUGCCAAUCUCAUUCCCAGCCCGCCCACCUACAAUUCUGCCUAUGGGUACAUCAGUUGGGAGGCCUAUGCCAACGUCAGUUACUUCACUCGUGUCCUCCCACCAGUGCCCAACGACUGCCCCACUCCUAUGGGAACCAAAGGGCCAGUGCGGCUCCCUGAUGCAGAGCUGGUGGCAGAGCGGUUUUUCCUGCGCAGGACAUUCCAGCCUGAUCCCCUGGGGACAAACUUGAUGUUUGCUUUCUUUGCCCAGCACUUCACACACCAGUUCUUCAAGACGUCGGGCAAGAUGGGUCAUGGUUUCACCCGGGCUCUGGGGCAUGGGGUGGAUCUUGGGCACAUAUAUGGGGACAAUUUGGAGCGCCAGCACAAACUCAGACUCUUCCAGGAUGGGAAGCUGAAGUACCAGAUGAUUAACGGGGAGAUGUAUCCACCUACGGUGCUGGAAGCUCCAGUGCACAUGAUCUAUCCAAAGCACAUCCCCCUGGAGCAGCGCCUUGCUGUGGGCCAAGAGGUCUUUGGCCUCCUACCAGGCCUCAUGAUGUACGCCACCAUCUGGCUGCGGGAGCACAACCGCGUCUGUGACAUACUGAAGAAGGAACACCCAACCUGGGAUGAUGAGCAGCUGUUCCAGACCACAAGGCUCAUCCUCAUUGGUGAGACCAUCAAAAUAGUAAUUGAAGACUAUGUCCAACAUCUCAGCAACUACUACUUGCGUCUGAAGUUCGACCCAGAGCUCCUUUUCGGGGUGCAGUUCCAGUAUCGGAACCGCAUUGCUGUGGAAUUCAACCAGCUCUACCAUUGGCACCCGCUGAUGCCAGACAGCUUUGCCAUCAAGAACAAGGAGUACAGCUAUGGCCAGUUUGUCUACAACACGACCAUGCUGACAGAUUACGGGGUGGAUGCUCUUGUAGAUGCUUUCUCCAGACAGCGAGCUGGGCAGGUUGGAGGGGGGAGGAAUAUCCACAGUCAGCUUCUGCAUGUGGCCAUUGGGGUCAUUGAGGAAUCACGCCUGCUGCGCCUCCAGCCCUUCAAUGAAUACCGGAAGAGGUUUGGCAUGAAACCCUACACGUCCUUCCAGGAACUCACAGGGGAGGAGGAGAUGGCAGCUGAGCUGGAAGAGGUGUACGGAGACAUUGAUGCCAUGGAAUUCUACCCUGGCUUGCUGGUGGAGAAGAGGCAGCCCAAUGCCAUUUUUGGAGAAAGCAUGGUGGAAAUUGGGGCCCCCUUCUCCUUGAAAGGGCUCUUGGGGAAUCCCAUCUGCUCUCCUGAGUACUGGAAGCCCAGUACAUUUGGUGGUGCCACUGGCUUUGAGAUGGUGAACACAGCAUCACUCCAGAAACUUGUACAGCGGAAUGUGAAGAACUGCUCGUAUGUGGCUUUCCGGGUACCAGAAGGUGAUAUGGAGGAAAUGGCAGAGGCAGCAGGCAGCAGCUCUGGAGAGAAGACGCCAUCUUCUGAGCUUUAGGACUGGGAGGGAGGAUCCUCCUGGGCUUGGUAGAUGAUCAAAACCCAGCCAGCAAGCUUCCAUCACUUUUGGUAGCAAAGGGCACCCAUGUAUGAUGGUUGGCAGGCUGACCAAGAAAUAAAAGGGCACAAUGCCCCUCCUGUCCCUAUCAUCAUGCUCCCCUGAAGCAGAAUAAAAAGACCUCUUACGGGUGGGGAGGCAUCCAAGGAGGAGGCUGUGAUGUUUUUGAGAAAUGAAAGCCCACAAAGGUCUGUUCAUCCCCAGUAGAAAAGCCCCUGCUCCCCCCUCGCCUCCUUGAACCCCCCUCUCCUUCAUGCACUAGGUUGCUCUCAACCCCUCAGUUGCAGGAGGAAUGUGACCAUACAACAUUGUCCCCCAAAUACUUGGAAUUCUGUUCUCUGGAGUUGGGUGCCUAGUUAGAAUUCCGAGAAACUUGUGCCUGUUUUAAACUUGUCAUGUAGAGGAUCCCUAGAGUCAUAGCUUGUGAGGUCCAAG
This is a messenger RNA of Gekko japonicus, 2444 nucleotides long. RefSeq names its product prostaglandin-endoperoxide synthase 1 (prostaglandin G/H synthase and cyclooxygenase) (gene PTGS1). Gene Ontology annotation, biological process: response to oxidative stress; cyclooxygenase pathway. Lineage: Eukaryota; Metazoa; Chordata; Lepidosauria; Squamata; Gekkonidae. The coding region runs from base 147 to 1949 and encodes 600 amino acids. Gene Ontology annotation, cellular component: neuron projection; cytoplasm. Gene Ontology annotation, molecular function: heme binding; peroxidase activity; prostaglandin-endoperoxide synthase activity. The record is from RefSeq and is a predicted model, not a curated record. The transcript is spliced from 11 exons.